UUAGACUGCCCCGCCCCUUCUCCUCCCCCUCAUGCUCUUCCUGAUCACACUGUAGGACAAGUUUCUUUCUCUUAUUUUUGUUUAUUUUGGGCAGAUUUGUCGGGUCUCUGAGGUCCAGGAUGCCAGGCUCCUUCCUGUAGGUGCCCCUAGGAGUGGGUGAUAGAUCCCUGGCACCCUACCCUGCACUCUCUGCCCUCUUCUCCCAGCCUGCCUUCUUCUCCUACCUCUGUAAUGUGACUUCCACCUUUCACCUGCUCACCUGUCUACCUGGCUUGGUUCCUGUGCUUAGCCCCGCCCAGUAACGGUGACAUUUCAUACUUUGCCCAUGUCUCAGGCGUGUAGCUGUGCCAGUUGGUCCCCUCUCCCCGAGCACUCCCUCACUAUUGGAAAUUAUUGGACAAUUCCCCACAUCUGACCAGUUUGUGGCUCUGCCAGCUUUGGUCUCGCUGUGCUCGGGUCCCUGCGAUUUUUUACCCCCCCCCCCGUGCUCAGGUCUCACCAUGGAUCUGUGGUGGGUAUUUUGGUUGGCCGUGAUUUUUCUGGCCCCCCUGAUUUUAAUGGGAAUAAGCACCACGUUCAAAUUCCAUUUUAAAGUCGUUUGUUACUGCAUUCUGUGCCUUAUCCUGUCUGCGCUGGCAGCGCCAGUGUGUCUGGUGAAAAACGGUGGCAGGACGGUGGACAAUAUGAGGAUAAUCCGGGCCUUUGUGCGCACUAUGAAAUAUUUUUUUGGGUUGCGCUUCGAGGUGAAAGGAUUGGAAAACUUUCAGGUUGACGGCCCUUGUGUCAUUAUCUCCAACCACCAGAGUAUCCUGGAUAUGAUGGGUCUGAUGGAGAUCCUACCCGAUCGAUGCGUGCAGAUCGCCAAGAAAGAAUUGAUGUUUGCCGGUUCCGUGGGACUCAUCACCUAUCUUGGAGGUGUCAUCUACAUCAACCGCAAACGCACAAGCGAUGCCAAGUCUAUCAUGGCAUUAGUAGCACGUGCUAUGACAGAUGACAAUUUGAAGGUCUGGAUUUAUCCUGAGGGGACUCGGAACAACACUGGCGACUUACUUCCUUUCAAGAAAGGAGCCUUCCAUCUGGCACUGCAGGCGCAGGUUCCUAUCAUCCCAGUGGUGUACUCCUCAUUUACCAGCUUCUAUGACCGCAGGAAGAACCUGUUCACUGGUGGAACCAUCAAAGUUGAGAUUCUUCCAAAAAUCGAUAUCGCUGACUUGAAAGAAGAGGAAAUUUCAGAGUUGACAGAAGAAUGUUUCCACACCAUGCGCAAAGUGUACUUUCGGCUCUCCGGCAAGCCGCUUCCAGCUGGUGGACAGGGCGUUUCUAAUAAAUAGAAGCUACUGGACUUGCAGACAUCAGACCCAGAGACUAACUUGUAAGGGGCAGAGCACUGCAAGUCAGACCCAUGCUAAUCAAACACUGGACUUAUCAGAUAGCACUGGAGAGGUUUGUACGACUAAACCGUAACUUACCAAAGACCAUUAAAUGUGGAUUUAAUAUUGGACAUUAGUAAUACACAAAACAGACUAGUUUUGGUAGAAUUACAGACAUUUCUGGAAAAUUCGCUAUUUUGUUGAAAUGCAAUUGCAUUUAUUUCGCUGCUAUGGGUUAUUGUUUUGUUUUUUUUUUUUGGUGUAUUUUAUUUUUGACUUUCUUGGCAGCAAAAAUAAAUAAAUUGUGAAAUGGUAAGUGACAGU
Molecule: messenger RNA, 1694 nt
Organism: Rana temporaria (common frog)
Lineage: Eukaryota; Metazoa; Chordata; Amphibia; Anura; Ranidae
Gene: AGPAT2
Product: 1-acylglycerol-3-phosphate O-acyltransferase 2
Exons: 6
Coding region: 501-1331 (276 amino acids)
Biological process (GO): phosphatidic acid biosynthetic process
Cellular component (GO): membrane; endoplasmic reticulum
Molecular function (GO): 1-acylglycerol-3-phosphate O-acyltransferase activity
Source: RefSeq, a predicted model, not a curated record